CGAGCUUACACCAGGGUUUACGGAAAGAGAAGCAUGAGUAUCGCACCAGCGUCAACGAAAUGCUUCUGGUACCCGGAAUUCUGGUUCUGCUCGCCGCAUGUGCGCAGUCCGAGAGAGAACCCGACCAGCUGCCGCUAGGCAUCAAGGGACACGGAAUCAUGGACCUGCACAAAGGAGACACUGCUCUUGUAUUCUACGUGACGGUGACCAACCUAGGCCACGACCCCCUCUCCCUGUCACUCGUGAGCCGCUUGUGUUGCCAGCAAGUAGCACCCGGCGACGUCGACUGUGACUCUAUGUUGCUGAUCGGGGGCGACAUGGGAGACAUUUAUCCGGGCGACAGCCAGAAUCUUACGGCCUACUACCCAAAUUUGUACCUCGUGGACCGGGUGGGUUACUGCGAGUUAGAGAUCGCAGUACCUGAUGGCGAGAAGCUGCUUCACACGGUUGCCUUCAACACGACAGUGCCCAGGGCAGGAUCCAGUGCGCCCCCUUUCCUUCGUGACUUCUUCACUCCGGCUGAGCUGAAGACGUGCCGCAGCCCCGACAUGGACCCGACGCGGUCGUGCCAGCCCGUGCUGUGCGACAUCAAGUACAGCGGCGUGCGGAACUUCUUCAACGAGACGAGCCAGCGUUGCGAGCCCACGGCCAACUGCUGGGACAAUGCCGAAGAGGAGAUGGUGUACCUGGCUGGCAGCAACACGUGCCGACGCGUGGGCGAGGUGUUGUCGGAAGAAGAGUUGGACUACUUUGACAGCUUCCAGGACAAAAAGUCACCGCUUCGAUCCAUGCACGGGUACCCCAUUAAGGUGAACUGCCACAAGGGGCGUCCGGAUCCCGGGAACGGCUGGUGCCUGUGCGACCCAGGUUGGGAGAGCGACCCGCUGGAGCACCAAGGCUUCAACCCGGACUUGAUGGUGUACCACAUGUGCACCGUCUACGUCGGCAUCACCACGGCAGCUACCGGCAACUCCUCUUCACCGGCCCACCGUCACCGGCACCGAAAGAAAGGUCACAUCGCCUACAUCCCCAAGAAGCGUCGCCGAGGAGAGCUCGAACGCGGAGCAAAGCUGAUGUUGCGAGGGAAGUCCGGAGUGACCGGCGGGACAGCUGACUCGCCUGCCGAUGACGACGCCGCAUCUGGCGACGCCGGAGCUGAUGGAGGCGGCCCGUCGUGGUACAGCUCGUACGUCAGCGACGCGCAGAUGAAGAACGUAGUACUACCUGCACUGAUCGUGGUGGUGGCCCUGUUAUCGUGCCUCGUGAUUACCCUGUGCGGCGUGGUCGCCUUCGAGUGCCACAAGGUCAACGUGGUGUCGACGGAUUCGGCACUCUGAA
Rhipicephalus sanguineus (brown dog tick) is the source of this 1338-nucleotide messenger RNA. RefSeq lists its product as uncharacterized. NCBI's taxonomy places the organism in Eukaryota, Metazoa, Arthropoda, Arachnida, Ixodida, Ixodidae. The transcript is spliced from 11 exons. The coding region runs from base 60 to 1337 and encodes 425 amino acids. The record is from RefSeq and is a predicted model, not a curated record.